This is a messenger RNA of Penicillium maclennaniae, 1758 nucleotides long. RefSeq names its product RNA polymerase-associated protein. Gene Ontology annotation, molecular function: DNA binding; RNA polymerase II C-terminal domain phosphoserine binding. Bases 1 to 1758 code for a protein of 585 amino acids. The transcript has 4 exons. The record is from RefSeq and is a predicted model, not a curated record. Gene Ontology annotation, cellular component: Cdc73/Paf1 complex. Lineage: Eukaryota; Fungi; Ascomycota; Eurotiomycetes; Eurotiales; Aspergillaceae.
AUGGCGGACGAUUUGGACGCUGAGCUGCUGGCUCUGGCUGGUGACUCCGAGGAGGAAAACUCCCCUCCCCCUCAAGAAAAGGAUGAAUCUCCAGAACCUUCUGCCUCUCCUCACUCUCUAGACGGUGACCGCUCCCCAGCCAUGGGUACCAAAGGAACUUCCAAACCGGCUCGCAGGCCGCGGAAAGUGAAAGAUGAAGAGGAUGGUGAAAUAUCUGAAGCCGAGUCCCAACACUCUCUGCAGUCCGCAGCCAUGUCCGAGUCUGACUCCGAAGCGGGAGAUGCCAGCGAUGAAGAAGACCGCCCCAUCUUCCCUUAUGACAAGCUCUACUACUCUGCGAAGGAAAAGCAGGAGAUCUCUGCGAUGCCCGAGAUCCAGCGUGAGGAGUUGCUUUCUGAGCGUGCCCAGCAAGUUGAUCGCCAUAACCAGGAUCUGGCUCUGCGUCGCCUCCUAGCUUCGCGAGAGCGUGAGGAACAGCGUAAAGCUAAGCGCAAGGCCGGUUCUGCUGGCUUGGACGAAAACCAGCGGAAGAGCUCGCGACAGAAGACGACUCUGGGUGGCCGCAAAGUUGGAGAAACCUCCGCUGCUAUCGACGCCUACAAGCGUCAACGUGAACAAAAGGGCAAGCGAGAUGAACUUCGCCGCCGCGAUAUCCCUCAAUCCCGUCGCCGCUCUCGUUCUAUAACCGCCGCUCGGCCUCCAUUCCCAAAGAUGACCCCCCCUGCCGAGCUCCGCGAUCUUCAACGUGCUCGUGUUGGCCGGAGCAACUUUGCUCAGGUCUGCUUCUAUCCUGGGUUCGAAGAUGCUAUCACCGGCUGCUACAGUCGUGUCAACAUUGGACCCAACGCGGACACUGGCCUCAAUGAAUAUCGUAUCUGCUUAAUCACAGGUUUCACUACGGGAAAGCCGUACGCAAUGGAGGCUACGAAUGGUCGGCCUUUUGUUACUGACCAGUACGCCAAGAUGGCUCAUGGCAAGGCUGUCCGCGAGUUCCCUUUCAUCGCUUGUUCCGACUCCGCGUUCACUGAGGCUGAGUAUAACCGCUACCGCAAGACACUGGCUGUUGAGGAUGGCAAAAUGGCCACGCAGACAAAAUUGGCCUCCAAGGUCGCAGAUAUCAACCGGCUCAUCAAUCACCAGUUCACGGCUGCUGAACUAAACGAGAAGUUGCGCAAGCAGGGUGCCUUUGACUCGAAGAAGGACGUUCUUCGCCGCGUUGACCUGGAGCGUGAACUCAAGAAUGCCAAGGCAAAUGGCGAUGAGGACGAAGUCGAGAAGCUGCAGAAGGAGCUGGACAAGAUUCUCAACCCCAACCUCUCUUGGGGUACCACUCUGAUCAAGCCGGCUGCCGACAAGACACUCUCGGAGGCAGAGCGUGUCCACCUGAUCAAUCUGCGCAACCAGAAACUCAACCACGAGAACGUUCGUCGUGCUCAAAUUGAGGAGCGCAAAGCCGCUCGCAAGGCCGCCGCCGCAGUUGCCCGUGGUGAAGCUUCCACUGAUCCCUUCAUGCGUGUCCGGACCAUCGCCAAAACUCACCACGAUCUCUCUGAUAAGCCAAAGGAAGAGACGGUGUCUGCCGAUGGCACUCCCGCCGAUACACCCAAGGAAGACUCCAAGGCUAGCACUCCUUCCGUGGCGACACCCAACUCCGGUUUGGCCCCGAAGAAGCCCAAGAGUGGCUUCAUGAUCAGUUACCGCAAGAACGACGACGAGGCCAUUGGAGAUAUGGACCUGGGCAUCGACAUCGACAUCUAG